UUAAUAAAUGCUCCUGAAAUAUUCGUUCCAUCUUUGCUUUUAAGUAAUCCAACCAACCCUAUACAUACAACAACACUUCAGCAUUCCAGACUCAAUAUACUACCAACUACUAGUAGUAGAAGUAACUACAUUUCAGCAUUUCUCUCCUUUCUCUCUUUGGGUACAUUUUUUAUGUACUUAAUUUUUACAGAUCAUUGUGUUGGUGUCAUCUAAGAUCAUUAACGUGUUGAUGAUCAAGAUGACGACAACAGCAACAAAUAAUGUUAAUGAUGGGGUUGCUUUAAGUGUACGGCAGCAAACUCUUGAACCAAAAAGAUCUAUUGGCAAUGGUAGUACUGGAAUUGAAGAUUUGGAUGACGAUGGAAAACCAAGAAGAACAGGAUCUACAAUAUCGGCCAGUGCACAUAUUAUCACCGCGGUUAUUGGUGCAGGUGUUCUAUCACUGCCAUGGGUUAUUGCACAACUAGGAUGGGUUGCUGGACCUAUUGCAUUAGCAAUUUUUUCCUGCAUAACGUUCUACACGUCCAGUCUCCUAGCUGAUUGUUACAGAUAUCCCGAUCCUAGAUUCGGAAAGAGAAAUUAUAAUUACUCUGAAGCUGUAGGAACUUUCUUAGGUCAAAGAAUGCAAAUGGCCUGUGGGAUUAUCCAGUAUGUCAACAUUUUUGGUUAUUCGGUUGGCUACGCAGUUACAGCAGUUGUUAGCAUGGUGGCAAUAUUCAAAGCUUCUUGUUUCCAUAAAAGAGGUUUUGGAGAAACUUCAUGCAGCACUUCCAAUAUUCCAUUCAUGAUUGGAUUUGGAAUUUGUGAAGUUAUUCUCUCUCAGAUCCCAAAUAUGAGUGAGCUCACCGUACUCUCAACGGUUGCCACCCUGAUGUCUUUCUGCUAUGCUAGCAUUGGUGUGUUGCUCUCAGUUAAUAAAGUCGCUAAGGGAAAUACGGGGAAGACAACUGUAACUGGAGUUGAGAUUGGGCCAGAAUUUUCAGUAGCAGAUAAAGUAUGGAGUUCCUUCAGUGCAAUUGGUGAUAUUCAAGUAGCAUUCUCAUUUUCACUGCUCUUACUUGAAAUUCAAGAUACUAUGAAGGGUCCUUCGGAAAACAAAAAGAUGAAAAUGGCGAACUUGAUAAGUGUAACGACAACAACUGUGUUCUAUGCCUUGUGUGGGUGCGUUGGAUAUGCUGCAUAUGGAAACGACGCUCCUGGGAACAUGCUCUCUGGGGUUUAUGACCCUAUGUGGUUAGUCGUCCUUGCUAACGUCUGCAUUGUAGUUCACGUCGUUGGUGGAUAUCAGGUAUAUAACCAACCGUUGUACGCAGCAAUCGAGUCGUGGAGUUCAAAGAAAUGGGAAACUUCAAGGUUCGUAAAUCACGAGUACCCCGUACGCAUUCCAGGGUUUAAGAACAAGAAGUGCUAUAUCAACAUGUUUAGGAUAGUUUGGAGAAGUGGUUAUGUGAUAGUGGUUACCCUAAUAGCCAUGGUAUUACCUUUCUUCAACGACAUACUUGCUUUCCUCGGAGCUACUGGUUAUUGGCCUUUGACUAUAUAUUUCCCAAUAGCCAUGUACAUUUCAAGAAAGGAGAUAAGAAAAUACAGUCUCAAAUGGAUUCUACUUCAAUCUCUGAGUGGAUUUUGCUUGAUCUGCUCUAUUGCUGCUGUCUGUGGUGCCAUUCGUGGGAUAUCCAAAUCUCUUGCCAAUAAUCCUUUCAAGGCCAAAGCUUGAUCUUAGAGGGAGAAAAAUUAUUCAAUGACAGUCUGUUGAAGCGAAAGCCUGGAAGUGUACGAAAAUGCAAUACAGGAGGAUUGUGUUUAGUUGAUUAAUUACUACUUAAUUAAUCAGUCUUUGUAGGUUUUGCUGUAAGACAGUUAAGUGAUGAUACUCUAGAUUUUACUAUCUAGCUAGUUUGUAGUAACUUAAUUAUAUUGAGAAAUUCUAGACCUAACAGAAAACUUGCAAAA
Papaver somniferum (opium poppy) is the source of this 1953-nucleotide messenger RNA. Its product is annotated as amino acid permease 8-like. The record is from RefSeq and is a predicted model, not a curated record. The transcript is spliced from 7 exons. The coding region runs from base 230 to 1717 and encodes 495 amino acids. Gene Ontology annotation, cellular component: plasma membrane. Lineage: Eukaryota; Viridiplantae; Streptophyta; Magnoliopsida; Ranunculales; Papaveraceae.